Molecule: messenger RNA, 932 nt
Organism: Xenia sp. Carnegie-2017
Lineage: Eukaryota; Metazoa; Cnidaria; Anthozoa; Malacalcyonacea; Xeniidae
Product: zinc finger HIT domain-containing protein 1-like
Exons: 7
Coding region: 113-577 (154 amino acids)
Biological process (GO): chromatin remodeling
Cellular component (GO): Swr1 complex
Molecular function (GO): nucleosome binding
Source: RefSeq, a predicted model, not a curated record
GUGAUUUGGAACGAAAUUAAAGAUUCUUAUAACGAAAGACGAGUUUACUUGUAUACUUUUCAAUAAUUAAUAAAUAUCAAUUAAUUAAUCGUUCUUUGAUUUAAGUUUAGCUAUGCCCGAAAAAUCCUCUGCUAGACAAAAGGCUCAAGCUGGUCGACGUGUUUUGGAUGAGUAUGCCAGAAAAAGACGUCGGAAAAGACAGCUUGAUGCAUUGGAAAUGGAUAAUUUUGGUGAUGAUCCUCAUGCCAACCUUGCAAAAGGCAAAAAGCUUCCUUCAUUCAUUGAUUCUUCAGAAGAAAAGAAGAAGAAGAGGAAAAAAGGAACUGGAGAACAUUUUAAACAGAGAUUUAAGAAAACAUUUGCUUUACUGCUUGAAGAAGAGAAACAAGAAUUUGUUGAUGGAGAACCAAACUAUGUCACAGCUUGUGUUCCACCUUCAAGAUUUCCUGAACGUCACUUUUGUUCUGUUUGUGGAUUUCCAUCAAAUUACACAUGCGUUCAAUGUGGUGCUCGGUACUGCAGCGUGAAAUGUUUAGGAACACACAAAGAUACUAGAUGCUUAAAGUGGACGGCAUGAACAAAUGAAAAUAUUGACUAUGUCAAAUGGGACCUUAUAACAUUGAUCAUAAGAACUUGCAACAUUGCAGAAAGCAGGUGAUUGGUGGUGCAGGUCAAAAGAACAAUGGCAGAAUAUCCUUUAAAAUGCCAUGGAUUAUAUAACUAAACUGGAUAUGCAUGUAGAAGAGGCAACCUGUUAAUUGUUUCAAUAUGAAACUAUAUACCAGAUUAUUGCAUGCAUUUUUUGAAAAGAUGAUUGUCUUUGGUUAACACAAAAACAUUGCAUUGCAGUAGUGAAAGUUGGCUUGCUAAAUAGUGCUUAGACAUCCAAGACCCAAAACUUGAAACAAUAAAAUUAAAGAUUAAUUCUUUAA